AUGCACAACCACAAACAUUGAUUCCAAAAUUCAAGUGGAGCCAGUUCUCUCAGCCUGGAGUUAAUGGCUAGGCCAUUAUAGACUCAGCUCCAUGCCUUUAGCUUGAUCGCCACCCAUAUUAUAGUAUAGUAUCUCUUAUUACCAUAAUGCGGCCUGCGCUUACACAGAAGCUUAAAUAUUGUACAUAUGUACUGAUUUGCAGAUGAGGAUAUUGAAAUUGAAUUGGUUGAAGAGGAACCGCCAUUUCUCAAUGGUCAAACGAAAUUAAGUGUUGAUAUGAGUCCUGUUAAAAUUGUUAAGGUAAGCAGCUUUUCCAUUUGUUGAGUCCACUGCGAUUUUCGAUUGAGUUUAAAACUCUCAUGCGUAGGUUUAAUUUGAUACUUGCGCAUGGAACUAUUUCACUACAUAAAACAUUGAAUAAAUAUACUACUACUAAGUCACUUUUGGAAUAAACAAUCUACUAUAUAGUAGUUGAAUUAACGUCACUAAUGCUUAGAACACUUGUAAUUAAGCUCUUGACAACAUAGAAACAUCGCCUUGAGUCCGCCUUGACAAUAUGCCUCGGAGAGUUUCGAAACAUUUUAUUCAUUUUAGACAAGCAGUAAGACCAAAAAAUUCUGCGUUUCAGUCUGUCUCAAGGAUAUCGCAAUGCACUAAUGAUUAUACAACUAUUAUUUUGACAGAAUCCAGAUGGUUCUCUCCAGAGAGCAGCUAUGACUCAAACAGCGCUGGCAAAGGAACGACGUGAAUUAAAACAAGCUCAAAGGGAAGAACAAGCAAACUCGGUACCGAAAGAUCUUGGAAAAUUAUGGGUUGAUCCCGUUCCUUCGGGUAAGAUUAGGAACGUUAUACUGUAGUGAGCUUUUAUGUCAGUUAUAAUUUUGUUGGGUGCAGAGAUGGAUCCAGCCAGAUCUAAUAGUGAAGGGUGGUCAUCGAAACUUUGUCAUGGUUUAGACUGGGACCUACGGGUAGCAGUAUAUAUUAGCGAACCUAAGCAAGGCUUAAUCUAGUACGGGCACGUGACGAGUAACACCCUUAAAUUUUACACUUUUAAAAUUGCCAAUCGAUUAUUCUUAACAAUAAUUGAAUCAACGGAUAACUUUCUUUCCCGAAUGAAAAAAUUACGAGGAAAUGGUAUUGUCAUCAAAUAACAAACGCGACUUGUGUUGAUUUCUCUGCUACUAUAUAUAUUAGCACUUCCAUUGGAUGUUAGAUAUAACACUUUAAAACAUACCCCUUUCUUGGAAGUGACAUUAAUGACUCAAGAUCUAUAGACUUGAAAGCGGCACGAACAACUCUAGAUUUUUACAAUACGGCUAAUGAUAUUAAUCGAUUGUUGAUAAUGAUCAGUCGAUUACGAAAAUGAACCGAUGGGAGCAGCUCUAUUAUCUGCGAACCUAUAGAUUAUACUUUCUUUUAGCUUCAGGCGAGGAGGAUCGACCACAGUUUGCUCAAGAAGCCAAAGGAAUUGGACUGUCUGCAAAAGAUGAUAUGCCUGAAUGGCGUAAAGCUUCAUUUGGAGGCAAGAAAGUAUCUUAUGGCAAGAAAACAAAUCUGUCCAUUUUAGAGCAAAGACAAAGUUUGCCUAUUUAUAAACUUAGAAAUGAAUUGGUUAAGGUAAGAACCACACAACUUUUAUUUUUUUUUAGAUCUGAAUUGAUUUGUGUAUUUCCUCGGUGGAUUGUUACAUGCAGUAGCUUUUGGUUGAAAGUUUAUAUAGUUAUAGUUUGUUUGUGACAUAUUAGAAUGAUAUACUGUAGCUAUAGUCCGUUAGUAAUUUGGUGAACUAUGAUGGUACGUCAGUUAAUUGCUCAGUUAUAGUUUGUUAACUAGUUAGUUAGUCAGUUUGUUUGUUUGGCUGUUUAUCUGUUGGUCAGAUAUACGUCCAAUAGGAACAGCUACCUGGAUUAUACAACUAACAGGGUUCGUACAAAACUUAAUGAAAGUCCUUCAAUGUCCUUGAAUUUGAAAACAAAAAUGCAAGGCCUUGAAUGUCCUGGAAUUUGUAAAGAAAUGCUUGAAAAUCCUUGAAUUCUUCUUGCUUUAGUUUAUGGCUAUUUUCUGAAAUUAUUUAACAUUCCAAAACGGACAUUUUGUUGAAUUGAUUUUGCAUGAUCAUAUCUGGCAAAGCUGUUUGAAAUUCACUAAAGUUGCGUUUUGAAUAAUUCUACGUGACAUUGUACUGAUUUCUUACGCCUUUUCAGUAUUUAGUCUUGAAUUUGCUGAUGCAUGGUCUUGAAUGUCCUGGAAAAAUCCUUGACUCUCACUGAUAUGUACGAACCCUGAACUAAUUGAAUUAAGGUUGUCGCAUAAAAGUUAGAACUAAGAGAUUGCAAAUUAAACACCAAUCUCGCGAUUUGCAUAAUUAUGUAAUCGAGUAUAUAUGAAUGUCCUCGAGUAGAUAUUAAUGUAACAGUCAAAUACAGGCAUAAAGAAAAAGACGUAUGCACGUCUAUUCUGUACUUAGAGGUUGUGUCGUCGUGAGUUCUAAAGCUUGGGGUAUUUUUUCUGAAUUUCAACUGAAUAGGUGUACUGUAUAUUUUCUUGGUUUAGGCUGUGCACGAGAACCAACUUCUCAUAGUUAUUGGCGAGACAGGCAGUGGUAAAACUACUCAAAUAACUCAGUAUGUCGCUGAAGCUGGCUUGGCAUCGGUUGGCAAGAUUGGAUGUACCCAACCACGUCGUGUUGCAGCCAUGUCCGUCGCAAAGAGAGUCUCAGAAGAAUUCGGUUGCCGUUUAGGUCAAGAAGUUGGUUAUACCAUUCGUUUUGAAGACUGCACUAGCCCUGAAACUAAGAUCAAAUACAUGACAGAGGGUAUGUUACUACGAGAGUGUUUAAUUGAUUCAAACCUAACACAGUAUUCAAUGAUCAUGCUGGAUGAAGCGCACGAGAGAACUAUUCAUACAGAUGUUUUAUUUGGUUUAAUGAAGAAAGCUGUUAAGAAAAGACCUGAUUUAAAGUUGAUCGUCACUUCAGCGACACUUGAUGCUGUCAAAUUCUCCACGUAUUUCUUUGAGGCUCCGAUAUUCACAAUCCCAGGACGCACGUUCCCAGUGGAAAUAUUGUAUACAAAGGAGGCAGAGAGUGAUUAUCUUGAUGCGGCACUCGUGACUGUCAUGCAGAUUCAUCUAACCGAGCCACCUGGUGAUGUCCUCGUCUUUUUGACAGGUAAGUGUUGCAAAGAGCGGGGGGAAAGCCAAAAAAGUGACGGGAGAUUUUGUAGAACCAUGUGACAUCAUAUACUUCUAAAAUAGCAUAACAGCAGUUCACUUUUUAAAUUUUGGUGCCCUCUCAAAAACUGCUUGGUUCGGUCAAAUUGAAACACUCUUCUCACAGAAAACUGUAUGUCAAGUCAGGUAAAUCUAUUCUUGUGCAGUUAGACUUUUCGUCAUAAAAUCCUGGAUGUUAGGUGCCAGUGUACAGUAAGUAGCGAAGAAUUCAAUUUGAGGGCUUGCAUAAUGCAACUACUGUACCUGAAAAAUAUGAACACAUUUCAAUGUUCCGACUGUGGCGAGUGCCAGAGGGUACACAACGCCCCCUCCCCUGUGGCCCUAAUAAUUUCUGAAAGCCUUUGAGUGAUAGAUGAAUAACUGUGUAACAAUAUUGUAACUAUAGUUUUUCAACCAUGAAAGCAUUAGGGGCCGAUUACAUGGACAACUUUCAACCCCGUCCCCGGGGUUGAACUCAGCCCUGUUAACCGGGUUGAAAUUUUUUGCGAUUACAUGGACGAUUUCAACCCCGGGGUUGAAACGCUAUACUAUACGUUCUCGGCAUCGAUUCUCGGAAGUAAAAAAGCCUUUAUUUUGUUUUCUUGUAAUAAAUAGUCACUACCACGUAUGCUCGAAUAACUCGUGAUAAUUUCAGUCCUGGGUUGAAACGAUUACAUGACAAAAUUUUCAACCCAGGGCUGAGUUCAACCCUGGGGUUGAAAUUUCAACCGUAAUCGCGCGUUUGAUUUUGAUAGAGUUUUGUAUUACAGACAGGGCUGAAAUUUCAACCCGGUAAACAGGGCUGAGUUCAACCCCGGGGUUGAAAAUGCUCCAUGUAAUCGGCCCCUUAGUAGGCUAUAAAUUAAGCUACAGAUUGCAUGCAUGAUAUUUGAGGCAAACUGUUUAAAGAACUAAGAUUUCCAGCUAGACAAGGUGGUCAUACUUAGGAACCUAAAGGCCCUUUGAAGGCAGGAUAGGACUAAGCUAGAAACGUUCUUUCUUAAUCCAUAUAGUACCGCCGAAAAUGAAAUUAUCGAUGGCAAUUUUUUGCCGUUUGUUAUCAAACACUUACAUUAUUUACCAUAUAUGCUGCAGUAGAAUCUAUCAGAGACGUUAACAAGAAGUGAAUAUAAGGUCAAAUAAUACAUAACCAUUUCAGGUUUCAAAUAAUCGUCUUGAAAGUUCAUUCAUCGAAGGUUUCAAAUAAUCCACUUGUUAACAAGAUUUCCGUCAGAGAAUUGCCCAACUCUUUCUAACGAUAAUUUAAUAAAAUUGCGGUAACUGUGAUUUUCAGAUAGUUACAUCAUACACACAAGCCCGCAAAUUGUAUUAAAGACUUUCCGUGAGACCACCCAAAGAGUCGUGAAUAUUUUGAUAUCUAGUGUGCAUAUAUACUGAGAAAAAUAAAUACGUGUUUGCAGGUCAAGAAGAAAUCGAUACAUCAUGUGAAAUCCUCUAUGAACGUAUGAAAUCUCUGGGUCCUGAAGUGCCUGAGCUUAUCAUCUUGCCUGUAUACAGUGCAUUGCCCAGUGAAAUGCAGACCAGAAUCUUUGAACCUGCCCCACCAGGAAGUAGAAAGGUUAGUAGAGUAGAACAUGUUCAGAUAUUUUGCAACUUUUAAGCAACGGACAAAUUUGGCUAAGGUACCAGUUGAGGUUUAUAUACCUCAAUUGGUACCCAGGGGCGGUAGCAGCAGCAGCAGCAGCAGCAGCAGCAGCAGCAGCAGGGCUGGUAUAGCAUCGCAUUUGCCGACAAUUGUUGGCGGAGAAGGGGGGGGGGGACGAGGUUAAAAAAUUUCCGUACAUACCAUUUUUCACUAGCUUUCGACUAUUAUAAUGUACCGUAAUUUGUUAAAUUUUUCGGUAAUAUUUUGCUAUAACUAUUACUUUUUAAUCCGAGCCACUCAAAUAUUUUCGCUGACUACGAGAACAAUUUGCCGAUAAAUUCGUUAUUUUGCCGACAACUUGUUUUCAAGGGGUGUCACCGCCCCGUAUAGCGACGGAUGUUCAGAUUUUGCUCUGGGGGUGCCGAACAUUCAAGGGGGAGUUUAGCGAGGAGACGCCGAGCAAGCUGUAGCAGGGGUCUGGGGUACAGUCACACACUAAUGGGGGCAAGGUUGAGACAGUUAAAACCUAGUGUCUCAAUCACGAAAACGAAGCUACAUAGACAGCCUUUCGAUAUACGUAUACCAUAACAUAAUUAUAGGAAGUCAAUCAUUUAACUUGUUAUAACAUAUUGUGUAUCUUUCAAUGUUCGUGUUAUUUCAGGUUGUCAUUGCUACAAAUAUCGCGGAAACAUCGUUGACUAUUGAUGGUAUCUAUUACGUUGUUGAUCCUGGCUUUGUGAAACAAAAAGUGUAUAAUUCUAAGAGUGGUAUGGAUGCCUUGGUUGUCACACCAAUUUCACAGGUAAGAGAACUCUUUUCCAUUGAUCGCAACAAUCAUCUCGCAAGCUCGUUGCGAGUGCUUGCAUCUAAUUGUAAAAUAAACUGUUGAACAUUGUGAUUGGAUGAAAAUACUCGCAGCGAGCUUGCACGUCGCCUCUUGCGAUGAUUGGGUAGAUUACUCUCCCCACACAAUGUUAAAUGUUAGCCCCAAAUCGAGUAAUUGCGUCCAAAGCACAAGGCCUAUUCGAAAAAAUAUUAAGUCACCAAGUUAUUUGUGAAAUAUAAGGAAUCGUUUUGGAAAAUAACGCAAUAGACUAAAUUUAGUUAAAUGUGAAAUUUAAUUAUACUGCAGAGAGCUCUGUCAGUUCUAUCUGUUAUCCCAAUUUAUAGAUCCAGUAAUGUAUAAAAUUCACGCUCGUCCAAUAUAAUUGUAAUUUUUAGUGUAACGCUAAAAAAUUGUUUUUCUUGUAUUCUCAGGCUCAGGCCAAGCAAAGAUCAGGUCGAGCAGGUCGAACAGGACCAGGAAAAUGCUACAGGUACUGUACUGUAUUAACGAAUUGUGAUGUGAGCGAUUAUCAAGCAAAUGUU
Messenger RNA from Paramuricea clavata, 6184 nucleotides. Lineage: Eukaryota; Metazoa; Cnidaria; Anthozoa; Malacalcyonacea; Plexauridae. The record is from the annotation of a GenBank genome assembly.